CCCCAGCUACUUAAAGUUUUUAUUUUGCUGAGUCAGAGCUCAGCUGAGCUUGGAAGGAAGGGUAGCCUUGUUUGUGGAGCACUGGCUAGAGUGCAGUAUGGAGCGUGGUGUGAUUGCAGAUGGACUGAACAUCCGGCCUGGAGAGGGCAUUCAAGUGAGGGGAAGGGUCCUAGCAGAUGCUAAAGAAUUUUGUAUAGAUCUGGGCAAAGACUGUGACAACCUCCUGAUCCGCUUCAAUCCACGCUUUGCCGGCCAUAAGGAUACGUUAAACACUGUUAUCUGCAACUCCAAGCAAAACGGGGUGUGGGGGGACGAGGAGGAAAAACUACACUUCCCAUUCCUGCGAGGGGAACUCACGAAGGUCUCCUUCACUUUUGCUACUGCUGCAAAGGUGAAGGUGAACAUGGCAGAAGGUCAGAUCUUCUACCUUGACCGAGUGGGCCAGCAGUUCUCCUUCCCAAAUCGACUGGGCCUUGAAGCCAUCCAGUAUGUCUCAGUGGGGGGAGACUUCAGAGUGAAAGGUCUCAACUUCUUCUGAUCUGUUGACCCUCUGAUCCUGCUAUGUAGUCGAAUGAGCUCAAAAUGUACUCUUCCAACCAAGCACUGUUCUGCAUGUUAGCUAUUGAAAAGAGAUCUGCACUGUAAGGGGGGCCUUUGUCUGGGCUUUCUAGAGGCAAAGGGACCCAGGAUCCUUUCGCUUGCUGAGCCAUGAUUGUGGAAUUUCUCCAAGGCUGGGCUCUCUGGGUAUGCUCUGACCUUACUUAAGGUUACAGUUUUCAGAGGGGUAGUUCAUUUCUGCAGCAGCGGUCUUAUAGCACCUUAAACAUGAGGUGCAUCAUCUGAAGUGGGCUUUAAUCAAUAAAAGCUUAUGCUAAAAUGAGUCUGUCUUUAAGAUGCUACAAGGCUUUGCACUUGCCUAAGGCUGUGGUUGUUCAAUCCUUCUGGAAAAGGAAGUGCCACCAUGGGGUGAGCUUUCUCUAGUGGUUCUCCAUUAGUACAUCCUUUUGAGUCUCUGCCUGCUUAACCUUUGAGUGAGUGCAGAGCUGCUGGGAGGCUCCAAACUCAUUUGCUUCCUAUUGCUUGUCACAGAGACAGGCCGUUGACUCCACAAAAUGAAUGGCAAUGCUUGCAGCCAGAAAUAUUCCGGGCACAAAAUUGAUCUUGGGCUUUGCUUCUCAGGAACCCCAUGCACAUCUUAAUAUGUGGAUGGAAACUUGCUAAUAAAGAGAAGAUGUAUUGGUCUAGAA
Hemicordylus capensis (graceful crag lizard) is the source of this 1247-nucleotide messenger RNA. Its product is annotated as 16 kDa beta-galactoside-binding lectin-like. The transcript is spliced from 4 exons. The record is from RefSeq and is a predicted model, not a curated record. Gene Ontology annotation, molecular function: laminin binding; carbohydrate binding. The coding region runs from base 98 to 538 and encodes 146 amino acids. Lineage: Eukaryota; Metazoa; Chordata; Lepidosauria; Squamata; Cordylidae.